AUGGGACUUUGUCAUGGAAAACCCAAUCAAACCCUCGAAACCCAACUCGAAAACUCCAAUUUCCCGAAUGAAAUCGAACCAACAACACAGAAUUCCCAAACAGGGAAAUCAUCAUUCCCUUACUACAGUCCAAGUCCCUUCCAUAACAGUAACGCCUUCAAGAAUUCACCUGCAAAUUCGAAUUCAAGUGUGAGUUCGACACCUCUUCGCAUAUUCAAACGCCCUUUCCCACCUCCAUCACCUGCAAAGCAUAUUCGAUCGUUGCUUGCAAGGCGACAUGGGUCUGUUAAGCCUAACGAGGCCUCGAUUCCUGAAGGGAAUGAAUUCGAAGUUGGAUUGGAUAAAAAUUUCGGGUAUUCUAAGCAGUUAUUAAGCCAUUAUGAGCUUGGAGAAGAAGUGGGUAGAGGGCAUUUUGGGUAUACUUGUACUGCUAAAGGAAAGAAAGGGAGUAUGAAGGGCCAUGAUGUUGCCGUUAAAGUUAUCCCCAAAUCCAAGAUGACCACAGUAAUUGCUAUUGAAGAUGCAAGGAGAGAAGUGAAAAUAUUAAAGGCUCUAACAGGGCAUGACAAUCUAGUUCAAUUUUAUGAUGCUUAUGAGGAUGAAGACAAUGUCUAUAUAGUUAUGGAGUUAUGUAAAGGAGGUGAACUAUUAGACAGGAUACUUGCAAGGGGUGGAAAAUAUACAGAAGAAGAUGCAAAGGCUGUUAUGGUCCAGAUUUUAAGAGUCACAGCCUAUUGUCAUCUUCAAGGUGUUGUUCAUCGUGAUCUCAAGCCUGAGAAUUUUCUAUUUACAUCAAAGGACGAACAUUCCCUCCUUAAAGCCAUUGACUUUGGACUCUCUGACUACGUAAAGCCAGAUGAGAGGUUGAAUGAUAUUGUUGGAAGUGCAUACUAUGUAGCACCUGAAGUUUUGCAUAGAUCAUAUGGGACUGAAGCUGAUAUGUGGAGUAUUGGUGUUAUUGCAUAUAUUCUUCUAUGUGGAAGUCGACCUUUCUGGGCCCGCACAGAGUCCGGAAUCUUCCGGGCUGUUCUUAAGGCGGACCCCAACUUUGAGGAAGCCCCAUGGCCCUCUUUAUCAUCUGACGCAGUUGACUUUGUCAAAAGGCUUUUAAACAAAGAUUAUCGCAAGAGACUUACAGCUUCACAAGCCCUAAGUCAUCCAUGGCUUGCGAAUUAUCAUGAUGUGAGAAUACCUUUAGACAUGAUCAUCUUCAAGACUGUAAAAGCGUAUAUUUGUUCGUCUCCUCUAAGAAGAGCUGCUUUAGGGGCUGUUGCAAAGACAUUGACAAUUACCGAGCUAGGUUAUGUUCGUGACCAAUUCAUGUCACUAGGGCCAAACAAAAACGGGUUCAUAUCCAUGCAGAAUUUCAAAUCGGCUUUGAUGAAGAAUUGCACCGAUGCUGUAAAGGACUCUCGCGUGCUUGAUUUUGUCCAUAUGGUGAGUUCUCUUCAAUAUAAAAAAUUUGACUUUGAAGAAUUUGGAGCAGCAGCCAUUAGCAUUCAUCAGCUAGAAGCAAUGGAAAAUUGGGAGCAACUUGCUCGCCGUGCCUAUGACCUUUUUGAGAAAGAUGGUAACCGCCCUAUCAUGAUCGAAGAACUUGCCUCGGAGCUUGGGCUUAGCCCAUCGAUACCGGUUCAUGUGGUUCUUCAGGAUUGGAUAAGACAUGCGGAUGGGAAGCUUAGUUUCUUGGGGUUCAUAAGGCUUCUACAUGGAGCUUCAUCUCGUGCGUUCCAAAAGGCGUGAGUUAAUGUCAAAAUAACAAUACAUCAUAUUAUGCCAUUACAAAAAUGGCUCGAGGAUAUAAAAGUCUUUCAAGAAAUAGAAACAAGGAAACACGUACGUAUGUUAAGUUAUAUGCCAAACAAAGUCUCGUAUUGUUUGUCAAAAUCUAGAGAAUUGUACAGAGGUAGGAAGUCUCACUUCUCAGUGUGUUUAGUGUAGAAAAACCGUGUAAUGGUUGAGUGAGUUUUGUGCUGAUUUUAUGUCAACUUUUUUUUUUCUUUCUUUUUUCGUUAGGUUGCUUGUGUUUAAAAUGGCUUCUUGUUGUGUACUUCUAAACACUUUUAUAUAUGUUAUCUUAAUAAUGGUCGAAAUGACUUUGUUUGGUGUAUAAGACAUCUUUGGGCAUGUUUGUUUCCUUGUACGUAAUUGUUAUAUGUAGCAUGAUUGGACAAACUUUUUUUAUCUCUG
This is a messenger RNA of Lactuca saligna, 2190 nucleotides long. The record is from the annotation of a GenBank genome assembly. Lineage: Eukaryota; Viridiplantae; Streptophyta; Magnoliopsida; Asterales; Asteraceae.